This is a messenger RNA of Trichoderma citrinoviride, 1949 nucleotides long. RefSeq lists its product as hypothetical. Bases 331 to 1518 code for a protein of 395 amino acids. The transcript is spliced from 2 exons. The record is from RefSeq and is a predicted model, not a curated record. NCBI's taxonomy places the organism in Eukaryota, Fungi, Ascomycota, Sordariomycetes, Hypocreales, Hypocreaceae.
CUCGACGACUCAUCGUCCUUUCUUCUCCCUUUCCGUCGAUUUAUCAUCGCAUCUCGAUAUCUGAAGCUGCCGAGGUGAAAGAGCGCACGCGUGCGACUGCUGGGCGACUUGCGAUCGGGUGGGGCGUUGCCUGUCACGGUCGCCGAUAAGGAGCGAGACUGCAUCCAUCGCCAAAUCGUCGCCAGCGUACAGAGGGCCAGCGACGCCGUCAGACAGGCGAUUUCCGGGUGCUGAUACCCUCAUACUCUUAUAAAAACAUAGAACAAAGCCAUGGCCCAUCUUUCACCCAUCGAGGAACAGGCGGGCCCAAGCGGGCAGCGAUGCGUCAGCAUGCCGAACGUGCUGCCAGGCUCGAGUCCUCACCAUCGCCGCUAUGACGAAACCACCGAGUCAUGGGUAGAGGUUGCGUCACAGCCGUCGUCUUCGUCGCUCUCCAGUAUCGGCGAUGAAAUAGUGACGACUGGCCUGCGAGUUGGGAGCUCUUACAACCGUCGCCGGCGAGUGCAGGCUCCCGCCAGAUCCGUGCCGCGUGUGCAGACCACCAUUCCUGUUACGGGAACGAGCAGCCAGGAUGAAUAUGAUGAAAGCGACAGCGAAGAAGAUCACGUUCUCUCCAGCUCGACGGAGAAUAUGCAGCCGUCGCCAGAGGAGGACAUGGAGGAUACCGAUGGGGAGUCGGACGGUGAUGAGGGCACCGCUCUGGGGCGAGCCCACAACCAACCUGCCUUCCGGCCGCAGCCAAAUGCCUUCUCGCAUCCUCCGUUGCAUCAUAGAAGCUACUCGUCAAAUGCAGCCAUGUCAUCGCAUCCCCACGGCGAAUUCACACGUCCCUCUUUCUCUCAACGCUCGCAAACGAGAGUUCAGCGGGGGCCCAGCUUCAUGUCACCAUCGGUUCGGGAAGACAACGAUGCUGCCCUCCGUGCGUCUCUGACCACCCUUCUGUCGUGUGCCGCUGCAGCUAGAGGUCUGCCUAAGAGUAAGGAGGAAGCUGAGGCGCAGCGAGCGGCGCAAACGGGAGUUGGUCCCAGCAGCCAGCCUAUGGAGCUCCGCUUUGUACCCGAGACCGAGCUCGAGGAGGGAUCUGAGAAGCCUCAGUUGGCGGGAGCGGUUCCAACCCCUGCCAAAAGCCAACAGUCUCCUUCUCCUCUCAGGUCAUCCUCGCGGACUCCCUCACCCUCCGAGAAGGCCAAGCGGGCUGUAUCAACAGCCCGAAACCCUCGAGCGACGAAGAAGAAGAAGACGGCAACGACGGCUGUCGUUGCAGAGGAGGCCCUCAUUUCUCCAACGCUGCUGACCUGGGUUGUCAGUGCCGGAGUCGUCGUGCUCGUAUCCGUAGUUGGCUUUGGAGCUGGCUAUGUUAUUGGACGUGAAGUAGGCCGCCAGGAGGGCUUGGCGGCCGGUGUGAGCAGCGUCAACGAUACUGCGUCUUCUGGCCGUGAUGUCAUCCGCUCUUCCGGCGGAGGUCUGCGGCGGUUCAGAUGGGGCGCCGUGGGAAGGAGCAUUGUCGCUCAGGCGUAACUGCGCUGAUCGCUCUUGUUGCCCUUGCUCGUUUUCGGUGAUUGAGAGUUGCAGAGAUACCUCGAAGUUUGACCCCGGAUAUGCCUGCAUACCUACAGAUACCACAUACACGAUGCUAUUAUUCAGCAGUUGAUUUCUCUUUCUCAUUAGCACAGGAUGGCGGAUGGGGUACUGGCGUUUGACAUUGGACCUACUCCGGACAUGACUUGGUUCACAGUUUGCGGAUGGAAGACACCAGGGGCCGGCAGCGUUUGCUUUGUUCUGAACUGCCUGGAUUUUCUUGUUGCAUGACACGUUCACUGUCUUUUCUUGCUGCGGCGGUUACUUCCGCACGUAUGCGGUUCAUGUAUCUGGAUCUAACGGAUGAUGAGAUGCUACCUAGUAUAAGCUGAUAUUGAAUCUACACUUUUGGGCACUCGCUAUUGCGACGA